Messenger RNA from Rhododendron vialii, 1267 nucleotides. Its product is annotated as ubiquitin-conjugating enzyme E2 32. The record is from RefSeq and is a predicted model, not a curated record. Bases 182 to 1069 code for a protein of 295 amino acids. NCBI's taxonomy places the organism in Eukaryota, Viridiplantae, Streptophyta, Magnoliopsida, Ericales, Ericaceae. The transcript is spliced from 5 exons.
AUAGUCGAGUCAACUCGGAAAAAUCUCAGCCCCCCUCUCUCUCUCUCUCCCCUAAUCGCCUUUUUUUUUUUUUUUCUUCUCUCUCUCUACAAAAUCGAUCGAAGGUUGUGUCUCUAUCUCUAUACAUACAGAAUCGAUCGACGGUGGUUGUAUUGUAUCUAUCUCUAAUUCUAACGUAAGAAUGGCGGAGGACAAGUACAACAUGAAGAAUCCAGGGGUGAAGAGGAUUCUACAGGAGGUGAAGGAGAUGCAAUCAAACCCUUCCGAUGAUUUCAUGAGCCUCCCUCUCGAGGAGAAUAUAUUUGAAUGGCAAUUCGCAAUUAGGGGACCCUGUGAUACUGAGUUUGAGGGAGGUAUCUAUCAUGGAAGAAUCCAACUGCCUGCAGAAUAUCCGUUCAAGCCUCCAUCAUUUAUGUUGUUGACGCCAAAUGGUCGCUUUGAAACACAAACGAAGAUAUGUCUAAGCAUAUCCAACCAUCAUCCUGAGCACUGGCAGCCGUCAUGGAGUGUUAGGACUGCUUUAGUAGCUUUAAUCGCGUUCAUGCCCACCAACCCUAAUGGUGCUUUGGGCUCCUUAGACUACAAGAAAGAAGAAAGGCGCACUCUGGCAAUUAAAUCUCGGGAAGCUGCUCCAAGAUUUGGUACUACUGAAAGGCAAAAAGUCAUCGAUGAGAUCCAUGAAUAUAUGCUAAGUAAGGCACCGCCAGUUCCUGAGCUUAAUCCCUCUCAGCCUUCUGAAGAACAUUCUACUGAUGAAGCUAACCAGAGCCCUCAAGAUGCUGGGGAAGGAUCCACAAAUCCAGCUGUGGGUGACAGGAUUGUUGAAGAACCAAAUGAAGGUCCUUUGAAUGUGAAUCUGAGAGCCGAGGGUCCUGCAGUACCUAGACAGGUUCCUGUGGGACCACCCAUAGGCGAGCACCAGUUGCUGCGUCCUAGGGUUCAGAAACCGGCUGAUGAUAGGUUGUUCACGUUGGCCGCUGUUGGGCUUACUGUUGCCAUCAUCGUUCUUCUGUUCAAGAAGUUUAUGAAAGCUAGUGGACAUGGCGCUUAUUUCAUGGACGAAUCGUAGUGGUUGUGGUUUUAUCCGUGUUUUGUUCUGCCUCGGGAUUUGAGAUAAAAUGUUAUAUUUUCUGCCAAACAGAGGAAUUUGUAUCUAUACCAUCUCUGUUGUUAUUACGCUUAUUACCAAUAACAUAAAGACAGGACAAGCUCAUAUUCGUUUGGCAUGGGAUGAAAGAGAUUAUAAGAAGUUUGAAUUAUAUGCGAA